AAAUAUUUUAUUUGUAGCGUACGUUUCCAAGGCAAAAGAUGUUUUUAAUGAGAGUCAAAAACUUUCAGUGAUUUAAGCGGCCAACGCGCACUAAAUAUACGUUCCCAAUUUAUAAUUACCAGUUACGUGAAAAUAAAAUAAAAGAUAUUUCGACAAAUAACUAAAACAACAACAAGAAAAUAAAACCAUAGAAGGUUGUGUGUCAUUGUCAGAUUUGUUUAUCCACAAAAGCAGAAGAAAAAAAAUAUAGAAAAGUUGCAAAUUGUAAAAUGGUUUUCAUAUCGAUUAUUGACACAGUCUGGAUUUCUUCUGGUUUAUUUAUUGUGUUUUUAAUACUCUUGUCGGCCAUCAACAAGUCAAUUGGUGUACGUCGCUUCUAUGUGCAACUAUUAUUAAGGAUAUUCGAGUAUGGACGUGUCAGCAUAGAAACAGCCCACAAGGAACGUCAGGGUUCCGCGAGGAGGGAAGAAUUGGAAGAAUUAAAACAGAAGCAGCUUUAUUUAGCAACACAUGGAGAGGGCGAUGGUGAUGAUGAUGCUAAGCAACAUAAAUGUGAUAAAUCUAGUCCAACUAGUAAAAUACAACAACUACAAGAAGAGGUAGAUGACGAUGAUGAUGAAAACAAAUCAGACAAUGUCAUAUCUGCCAAUGGCAACACCUUAAUUAACAGGGAUAAUGUACUGCUGCCCACCCCAAAUGAUACUAAUUACAAUAAGGAUAAACUAAAAGAAAAUAUAAAAGAUGAAAAUAUCAGUUUUCAUUUUGAAGGAUGUCUGGACUAUAUUAAGGCUGGUGUAGAGGCUAUUAUCGAAGAUGAAGUAACAUCACGUUUUGAGGCUGAACAAUUAAAAAGUUGGAAUCUAUUGACACGCACAAAUCGUCAAUAUGAGUUUAUCAAUUGGAAAAUAACACUCAUCUGGGUGGUUGGUUUCAUAGUGCGCUAUACAAUAUUAAUGCCACUACGUGUAUUAGUAUGUUUUAUAGGUGUGGCAUUUGCUGUAAGUUCCAAUAGUUUAGUGGCCUUGAUACCGUUUAAAAUAUUGCGCCACUUUUUUGCUGAUAUUGCUUUUAAAGUAACCUUCCGUUUAAUAGUCUGCUGUUUGUCGGCAGUUAUAAAUUUCCAUAAUAUUCAAUAUAAACCAAAAGCUACUGGCUUUUGUGUGGCCAAUCAUACAUCACCACUAGAUGUGGCAAUUUUAUCAACAGAUUGUACCUUUUCCUUGGUAGUAUGGCUUACUGUUUGUACAGCUGUUGUUGGCUACAUGCCCGAUGGAGAACGUAAACGUCAUGUGGUCAAUAAUAUCCUAAGGCAUUGCUUCUCAGUGCUGUCUAGCGCCAUUUCGGCUGUUAUCAAUUAUCAUAAUGAAGAAAAUCGUCCCACUACGGGUAUUUGUGUGGCUAAUCACACCAGUCCAAUUGAUGUGCUGGUGCUGAUGUGUGACACCACAUAUUCGUUGAUUGGUCAACGUCAUGGUGGUUUCUUGGGUAUUUUACAAAGAGCCUUGGCCAGAGCCUCACCCCACAUUUGGUUCGAAAGAGGUGAAGCCAAAGACAGACAUGCUGUGGCUGAACGUCUAAAACAGCACGUAUCAGAUCCCAACAACCCGCCAAUACUUAUCUUCCCCGAGGGAACCUGUAUCAACAACACUUCCGUAAUGCAGUUCAAAAAAGGCAGUUUCGAAGUAGGUGGUGUCAUUUAUCCAGUUGCCAUAAAGUAUGAUCCCCGUUUCGGUGAUGCCUUCUGGAAUAGUUCCAAGUAUUCUAUGCUUCAAUAUCUUUACAUGAUGAUGACAUCGUGGGCCAUUGUCUGUGAUGUUUGGUAUUUACCGCCCAUGUACCGACAACAGGGUGAAUCUGCCAUCGAUUUUGCGAAUCGUGUUAAAAGUGUAAUUGCCAAACAGGGUGGCCUGGUCGAUUUGGUCUGGGACGGUCAACUGAAACGUAUGAAACCUAAAAAAGAAUGGAAAGAAAUGCAACAAGUCGAAUUCAUAAAACGUCUUAAAGGAGACUAAAUAGUUUAGCAUUUUUGUUUGUUGUAGGCCUCACAAUUCCAUGGUAAAUUUUACCAAACUAAAAUCCUGUUAAAAAACCAACCAACACAUAAUACAACCAAUAAUAACAAUUUGUAAUUUAUUUUAACGUAUAUAUAAAUAAUUUUUUGGAGUAAACGUUUAUUUAAGUGAAACCAAAUAAAGAGAAAUGAAUUUUUGAAUAAAAAACAAAAA
This is a messenger RNA of Lucilia sericata (common green bottle fly), 2225 nucleotides long. RefSeq names its product glycerol-3-phosphate acyltransferase 4 (gene Gpat4). The record is from RefSeq and is a predicted model, not a curated record. Gene Ontology annotation, molecular function: glycerol-3-phosphate O-acyltransferase activity. Gene Ontology annotation, biological process: triglyceride biosynthetic process. NCBI's taxonomy places the organism in Eukaryota, Metazoa, Arthropoda, Insecta, Diptera, Calliphoridae. Bases 270 to 2012 code for a protein of 580 amino acids. The transcript is spliced from 7 exons. Gene Ontology annotation, cellular component: endoplasmic reticulum.